AUGCAACACCAGAAGCCCUCAACCUACAAGAAAAACCCACUCGAACAAAAUCAGUGGGGAUGCAAGUUUGCUGACAACUUCGGUUGCAGGAUCCAAAAAGACAGCACCUUCAAGUCGUAAGUUUUAGAAACGUCUUAACAUUUGACAGUUAGAACAGCUAUCAGAUAAGAUACACUAGUCUGAUAUUAAACAAAAUAAAUAACGGUAAUACAGUACAUAUAUCGAAGCACAAAGGAUGGCGUUUUUAUAAAUUAGACAAAAAUAACAAUAAAAAUUAACUAGACUUUUAAACACGCCGUUCUUUUUGCAUCAAAUAAACACUAACAAAUAUAAACCAUAAAACAGCUUUUUACCUCAAAUUAAGCUAAACCGCAUAAAUAACAACAAAUAGUACAAUUUUAUCGUUUAUAGGUACGAUGACCUGGUUCAUGCGUUGAUCCGUUACGAGAUGGCCGCCAGAGUCCAUCUGCUAAGAAGCAGUUCCAACUUUUUGAAAACCAACAAAAAGGUUAACUUUUCGGACGAAACCUGCCGGCGAUUUGUGUUCGACAGGCUGGUCUACAAGUGCCCUAAUCAUGAAGUGAUCAAGAGGUAUGACAGUCGUACCGGAGAGGCUCUUUACAAUAAGAGGGUAACGAAAAAGAACAUUGAAGAUGGAAGAAAAUGCCAGUUUACAUUCACCGUGCAGUAUAAUCCGGAAAUUGACCGGUUGCAAAUUAGCGCUGGGAUGUUGUACCACACCGAUGGUUGUGUCCCCAGAGCUAAGGAUUUGUUUGAAUAUGUUCCUAAGGACGAGAAUAACAAAAAGAAGCGGGCUAUUCGUCAGUUAAUGCACUUAAAUUUAAACAACUACUAUAGUAACAAACAUCAAAACAAAAAGACAAUAAAAAAACCAUUUUAGUAGCAAAUAAAUGAAUAAACAAGUAAAUAACCCAAUAUAAUAAAAAAACAUUGUAAGAUUGUAUUUUGCAGACAAAAUGAUAGAAGAAAGAAUGCCAACUCAGCUGCCAGUUGAAUAUGAAUUGGAAAAUAAAACGACAGCGUUUAAGUCAAAGAACAGAACGAUGAAAAUGCCAAAUCCAAACGCGCCAUACCAGCAAGACACGGACGCCUUUAUCCCAGUGUAUCCUGAAGAAAUUGAGGCAUUGAUCAGUCAAUAUGUGGCCGACUGUGUCAAAAAGCCGGCUGGCGAAGAUUCUGAAACCGGCCCAACAACCAGCCGAAGAACCAAGCGGCGUAUGGCAGAUGAAGGUGGCGUAGCAGCUAAGAAGGUCAAUGAUGGGCGUGCCCUGAGGCCACUUACAAACACACAAUUUAAUGAACCUGCCCAGGACAUCUACUUAAGCCAAACCGGACCAGCCCAGUAUAUAGCACCAGCCGAACCAAAUCAGCCAGUACAUGAAGGUCAAGCCGGCUUCUACAGUAAGGCUCAGGCAGACUACCAGCCGGCUGGUACAAGCCAAGGCUAUUGGAACCAGCCGGCUAGGAGUUAUGAGCCUUACUACAGUCAAGCGAAUACGGGGUCAUACUAUGAACAAUCAAUGGCUCCGAACAACACCUACAACCAACCAUCGGCCAAUACUAGCUUCUAUGAGCAAAACUGGUGUCAAUACGGCACUUCAACUCAAGCAACAAGCUACCCACCGGUUUAUUAUAGCCAAAGUGUGCCCAACCCAGUAGAAGCCGGCCAAAUGGAGCAGCGCGCAUACAGCCCAUUAUAUAACAACACAUUUGCCACGACCAGACACAAAGAAACCCACGAAUUUAAUGAAAACAAUGACGUGGCUUUCUUUAACGAAUUCUUCCAAACGCCGAUCCAAAUCACAUCGCAGGAUAUUGAACCGGUGCCACAGAACGCAGAUCCACUGUUGGCACAGAAUCCACUAAUCGAUGCGCCACCAAUCGAAGAGCCAGCUGAAAAGGACCCUCAACCGAGCCCACAAACAUCUCCACAGUAUUACUAUGAAGACGAUUUUGAAUGGGGAAACUUCUAUUAA
Bursaphelenchus okinawaensis is the source of this 1997-nucleotide messenger RNA. The record is from the annotation of a GenBank genome assembly. NCBI's taxonomy places the organism in Eukaryota, Metazoa, Nematoda, Chromadorea, Rhabditida, Aphelenchoididae.